Molecule: messenger RNA, 1583 nt
Organism: Magnolia sinica
Lineage: Eukaryota; Viridiplantae; Streptophyta; Magnoliopsida; Magnoliales; Magnoliaceae
Product: bZIP transcription factor 53
Exons: 1
Coding region: 916-1344 (142 amino acids)
Biological process (GO): positive regulation of DNA-templated transcription
Cellular component (GO): nucleus
Molecular function (GO): transcription cis-regulatory region binding; DNA-binding transcription factor activity
Source: RefSeq, a predicted model, not a curated record
UUCCUUCCCUUUGCUUCGUUUCUCUCUCCAUAAGCUUUUUCUUUGUGCUUAUCCUCUUUGAGGUUCUGCUUCUCCUUCCUUUGGGAUUCUUCAAUUUCUUCGUUCUUUUGGGGUUUGAUUUGAGGGUUUCUGGGGGUUUUGCUUUGAUUUCUUGGGUAGAAUCCUUGUUUGGGGGAAACCCAGUUCCGAAAAUUCUGUAUUUUUGUUGAAUCUGGUGUUUCUCUUCCAUUUCUUGGUGGGUUUUCCUGUUUGGAGAAAAAUCAAGCUUCAGAAUCUCUUCUCGUGGGAGAUUUUUGAGGUUUCUCUUUGAUUUCUUGGACUGAUCUCUUGUUUGAAGAGAACCCAGUUCUAAAAUCUUGUCUUUUUGGAGGAUCUGGUGUUUGUUUUUCAGUUCUUGUUUAUAUUUCUGUAAUUGGUGAAAAACCCAGUUCCAGAAUCUGGUUUUUUACUGUAGAUUUGAGGAUAUAUUGCUUGUUUCAAAAUACCCAGUUCCAAAAAUCGUGUCUUUUGGGCGAAUCUGAUGCUUCUUUGAUUUUUCUGUCUUCUUCGUUGGGUGAUCUGUUGAUUUUAAUCAGAGAUUCUGCUUAUGAUUUCAAUGGUUUUAGAUCUAAUUCAGAGGAAAAUCUUAUUAUAGCCUUUAUGAACUACACGACCCUUCGACGUCGGAUCCGUCUUCUCCAAUCGUUCUCUGUCGUAUUUCUCUACUGGUUCUACGUUUUCUCAUGAAGUGAUCAUCUGUAAUUGAUCCGGUUCGUUACUUAUAACACCGUUCGUUGAUUAAUCGAAGCCCACAAUCACUUGAUUUUUCAGCGAUCAAUCGGACCCUACAAUUGAUUGAUCUUUCAUCGAUUAAUCGGAGCCGACAAUUGCUUGAUAUUUCAUCACAAAAAAGAAAGGAGAAAAUCGAAAAAAAAAAUGUCUUCCCACCAAACUUCCGGGUCCGAUGAAGAUCCUCAACACAUUGUGGUGGAUCAGAGGAAACAGAGAAGGAUGAUUUCUAACAGGGAAUCUGCACGGAGGUCACGGAUGAGGAAACAGAAGCACUUAGAUGAUCUGCUAACCCAAGUGACCCAGCUGAAAACUGAGAACAAUCAGAUCUCGAAGCGGGUUGAUUUUGCGACGCAGCAUUUUCUGAAUUUGGAUUCGGAGAACACGAUCUUGAGGACGCAGGUGAUGGAGUUGACUGAUAGAUUGCAAUCUUUGAACUCUGUUCUUCAUAUCAUGGAGGAGGUCAGUGGUCUGUCAAUGGAUAUUCCUGAAAUUCCAGACCCGCUGUUGCGACCAUGGCAGCUUCCUUGCCCUUCUCAGCCCAUCAUGGCAUCUGCGGACAUGUUUCAGUGUUGAAUCAUCUGUAUUGGAGAACCCAAAUUGCGUCUUUAAAAUUUCAGUUAGAUAUGUUUGUGUUUUUGUUUUCCCCUUAUAUGUUACUGUUUAGUGUUUGAAUUUGAUCUGUUUAUGUGGGUUUUUGUUAUCAUUGUAAUCUAUCUAAUGUUUUAGUGUUUUUGGUUCUACCAAAUGGUGAAAAAUGGGGAAUUUUAGUGUUUGGUUCUAUCAAAUGGUGAAAAAUGGGGAGUUUGAUUGUA